Molecule: messenger RNA, 1934 nt
Organism: Leptonychotes weddellii (Weddell seal)
Lineage: Eukaryota; Metazoa; Chordata; Mammalia; Carnivora; Phocidae
Source: RefSeq, a predicted model, not a curated record
GACUGAGCCACCCAGGCGCCCCUUGGAUUAAUAUUAAAAUUGGAAGUUUGGAUCAAUUGCUGAAUAUUGGAAAUUGGAUGUAAUGGCAGCAGAAUUUAUAAAGAGUUGCUGUAGAGGAUGUUUCUAUGGUGGAACAGAAGAGCACAAUUUUUCCAGGGAGAGAGACAUUAAAGCAGUCUCCGAGAGUCAGAAUACACCUGUCUGUGUCCCUCCUUUGACUGCUGUUUCGGUAAAGCCUCAGGUUGGCUGUACUGAGGAUUACUUACUUUCCAAAUUACCAUCUGAUGGCAAAGAAGUACCAUUUGUAGUGCCCAAGUUUAAGCUAUCAUAUGUUCAGCCCAGGGUACAAGGAACUCCUUCACAUCUGGAGGGACUUGAAGAGGUAAACAAAAUUUGUGAUUUAAGGACCAGCAAACUUCCCAGUUCCCCUGGACUAAGCAAGUCUAUGUUUGAUCUUACAAGUUCAUCUCAGUGGUUCAUGCAGAGACAUGAUUCAUGGUCCAGCAUGCCUAGCACUUCUUCUUCAAGGAAAAAUUCCCAGGGCAGUAACAGAAGCCUGGAUACAAUUACUCUCUCAGGAGAUGAAAGAGAUUUUGGGAGAUUGAAUGUGAAAGUGGUUUAUAAUUCUUCAGUAGAGCAGAUCUGGAUCACUGUUUUGCAGUGCAGAGAUUUAAGUUGGCCUUCUAGUUGUGGAGACACUCCUACUAUUUCAAUAAAAGGAACACUAACAUUGCCCAAACCCGUGCAUUUCAAAUCUUCAGCAAAGGAGGGCUCUAAUACUAUUGAAUUUAUGGAAACUUUUGUAUUUGCUAUUAAACUCCAAAGCCUACAAACUGUAAGGCUUGUAUUUAAGAUUCAAACCCAGACUCCCAGGAAGAAAACCAUCGGAGAAUGCUCACUAUCACUCAGAACUCUCAGCACACAGGAAAUGGAUUACUCUUUGGAUAUAAUGCCACCUUCAAAAAUUUCUGUUUGCCAUGCAGAACUUCAACUGGGGACUUGUUUUCAAGCCGUAAAUAGCAGAAUUCAGUUACAAAUUCUCGAGGCACAGUACCUCCCAAGCUCUUCAACACCUCUCACUUUGAGUUUUUUUGUGAAGGUGGGAAUGUUUAGUUCAGGAGAGUUGAUUUAUAAGAAGAAGACACGCUUACUGAAGGCCUCCAGUGGAAGAGUAAAGUGGGGAGAAACUAUGAUUUUUCCACUUAUACAAAAUGAAAAAGAAAUCCUUUUUCUCAUCAAGCUUUAUAGUCGGAGCUCUGUAAGAAGAAGACACUUUGUGGGGCAGAUUUGGAUAAGCGAAGAUAGUAAUCACACCGAAGCAGCGAGUCAGUGGAAAGAGACAGUUACAAAUCCAGAAAAGGUUGUUAUCAAGUGGCACAAAUUAAACCCAUCUUGAAGACAUCACACGUUAAUUUGGUGAAGAACUUGACAUUCUUUUAGAAGACUUACGAUUUCAAUUUGCUACCAAGGAGGAGAGACAAAUCAAUACAUUUGUCAAUGUAUUUAUGGAGGUCAUAAUUACAAUUGAUAAUGGAUCUUAUGGAAAAUUAAAUUUGAUUAAAAAAUGGGAUGAAUUAUAUAGAAUAUCCAAAGUAAAGGGAAUGUUUUAAAACUUGCCAAAAUAGACAGUAAAAUAAAGAGUAGUAUGCUGGGGCAACUAAAUAAGUUACACAAUCAAUGAGAAUUUCAACCAUAGGUCGUUAUUGCUAUAUUAUGUUUAUGGGUUUUUUUUAAAGCUUUACCUAGGUAUUAAAAAUCUAGUAUAUCAAAUCUCUGUUAGUACUGUUAGAAUGUAGAAGACUUUACUACUGAUUAUUUCAGUGCUAGUCAUUAUUGAUUAGAUCUUGACUCCAGUGUUUACCUCUUGCUAUAUAUUUUCUCGCAGAAAGGAAAAAUGAAUUAAACCGCUUCAACUCUUCUGUAUUUGGGGAAAA